Messenger RNA from Uncinocarpus reesii 1704, 1701 nucleotides. RefSeq lists its product as uncharacterized. The transcript is spliced from 7 exons. The coding region runs from base 1 to 1701 and encodes 566 amino acids. NCBI's taxonomy places the organism in Eukaryota, Fungi, Ascomycota, Eurotiomycetes, Onygenales, Onygenaceae. The record is from RefSeq and is a predicted model, not a curated record.
AUGGCAAAAGAACGGCCGCUUGCCAAUUGCCUUGAAGCACCAGCAAAGACCUCCAACGUCCCCAGCCAAGACAACCCUCCCGGCGUCCCGUCCUCCCCGCUGAGUUCUUGCCCAUCAACUCUUCCACAGCCAUUCUCAUCUCCCGUAAAACCGAGAACCUCGCGGAAGCAGCAGAGCUUAUUGACGACCACAUCUACAGCUCCAUCUCCCCUUCCAGACAAUGUAUCCUCCGAUUGUGAGCCAAAGCCACUCGCCCCUUCACAACCCUCCUCGUUUGGAACUAGUUUCGCGAGCUCUCAGCGAGUAAUAAAGGACGGCCAAGUUGUAGUGACUGGCUCAGACGGCGAGGACACUGACUCGGCAUUGUCCCUGGGAUCCGAUUAUGAUGAUCUCCUGCAAAUGUUCGUGGGACCUAAAGGUCAGCGGUCUCCCGAAAAGCGCACUGCAUCUAGCAAGUGGGGAUUAGGUGUAAUACCUACAACACCGCCUAAAUAUAAAUUCUCCUUGGAAAACCUGGUUGAGCAUGCUGCGGAUGACCGGGAAACCGAAGCCAAUAUCUCAAAGCUCAAAUUGGCCUUUCAAGGGAGCAGUGAUGCAGGAAAAGUCAACAAAACCCCGAAACAACGAAGUAGGAUGUUUCGCGAUGACAUCUUAGCCUCAGCAAUCGGUGAAAACACCAACACAGACACAAUGCAGCGGCUGAAAAUCGCUGUUGAUAGAACAGAGGCAGUGGACCAAAACCCCGCAACUCGCGAAAGAGCACUUUUAUCGGGGCUAGUAGGGGAGUCAUUGGCUGGGAAAACUCUUCCUGAUGAAGUCUUCUACUGGAUUCUCCAAGCUUAUCGGAUAUCGACUUCGAUCCAUCCCGCCCAUGUUGAGCAGAUGUUCCGUGACUUAGGAGCACGGCCUGAUGCUCUCUCAGUCCAGGAUAUCAUCUUCCCAGAUUUUCGUGUGUUCAAUCGGCCCAAGUUGAGAGACUACAAAUACCUUUUGUCGGCUUUAGACGUCAUCAACGGCCUGGCCAACAAGUUAAAUAAUGAAGCGCGUGAUGUUGCGCUGAAAAUAACUCUGCGUCUGACACUUGAUGAAGCUGCUAUGCGCGAUUGUCUCGUUUCCAGAGCAACCCAACAGGCGAUAACGUCGCUGCUAGGAGAAAGGGGCACCUUAUUCACGGUCUCCGAGCUGAAUGAGCUUGCGCUUGGCUUAUUUCACACAAUCAACGAUGUGGCACUCCAAAGCCAACUUCUGAAACACAUAUGUCCAGUGACGCCGGAAAUUGCCUUGUUCAGGUGUCAUUUAGCCGCGUUGUUUUUCUUCCAAGGCAAAGCUUUCCUUGACGAGCCAACAGAGCCAGUAUCCUAUUUGCAGCGCAUGACCUCCCGGCUAAGGGAUGAUCGAUUCAACAUGGGUCGAUCGUCCUCAAGUGAAAAAGAGCCGUUUGACUACUGGGAACUUGCUGCGAUAACAUCCAUUUUAAACAUCGCUAUUGACUCUGCAACCUUUGAGGAUUCGUCGCUAGACAGAGAGGCUGAGGCCAAAUUCAAUCGAGCGGUCGAUCAAUUGGCGGAGCAGGUCAAAAUCACCACGUCCGAAAAUUUCGUUGUUUGUGCCUUCGAAAGGCCUCGACGCAGAGAGCUGGGACGGGAUCAAAAGGAGCGAGAAUUUGAUGAACAGGUUCCUAUCCCGCGGAAAAGAUGGUGA